This is a messenger RNA of Sciurus carolinensis (gray squirrel), 1444 nucleotides long. RefSeq names its product translocation associated membrane protein 1 (gene Tram1). Gene Ontology annotation, biological process: SRP-dependent cotranslational protein targeting to membrane, translocation; protein insertion into ER membrane. The transcript has 12 exons. Gene Ontology annotation, cellular component: endoplasmic reticulum membrane. The coding region runs from base 171 to 1334 and encodes 387 amino acids. The record is from RefSeq and is a predicted model, not a curated record. NCBI's taxonomy places the organism in Eukaryota, Metazoa, Chordata, Mammalia, Rodentia, Sciuridae.
GCCCCGGCGGCUGCGUACUGGCUGUGGGAUGGGAAGUGAAGCCCCAGCGAGCGGCUGCGGCGGGGCUGUGAGGAGCAGCCAGGGGGAGGCGGCGGCGGCUGGUCGGUGAGCAGCUGGAGAGAGAGAGGAGCCGGGGCGGAGCACCUGCAGGCACGGGCGGCGGCUCCACCAUGGCGAUUCGCAAGAAGAGCACCAAGAGUCCCCCGGUCCUGAGCCAUGAAUUCAUCCUGCAGAAUCACGCGGACAUCGUCUCCUGUGUGGCGAUGGUCUUCCUGCUGGGGCUCAUGUUCGAGAUAACAGCAAAAGCUUCUAUCAUUUUUGUUACUCUUCAGUAUAAUGUUACCCUCCCCGCAACAGAAGAACACGCUACUGAAUCAGCAUCCCUUUAUUACUAUGGUAUCAAAGAUUUGGCUACAGUUUUCUUCUACAUGCUAGUGGCGAUAAUUAUUCAUGCCAUAAUUCAAGAGUAUGUGUUGGAUAAAAUUAACAGGCGAAUGCACUUCUCCAAAACGAAACACAGCAAGUUUAAUGAAUCUGGUCAGCUUAGUGCAUUCUACUUUUUUGCUUGUGUUUGGGGAACAUUCAUUCUAGUCUCUGAAAACUACAUCUCAGAUCCAACGAUCUUGUGGAGGGCUUAUCCCCAUAACCUCAUGACAUUUCAAAUGAAGUUUUUCUACAUAUCACAGUUGGCUUACUGGUUUCAUGCUUUCCCUGAACUCUACUUCCAGAAAACCAAAAAAGAAGAUAUUCCUCGUCAACUUGUCUACAUUGGUCUUUACCUCUUUCACAUUGCUGGAGCUUAUCUUUUGAACUUGAAUCAUCUAGGACUUGUUCUUCUGGUGCUGCAUUAUUUUGUUGAAUUUCUUUUCCACAUUUCCCGCUUGUUUUAUUUUAGUGAUGAAAAGUAUCAGAAAGGAUUUUCUUUGUGGGCAGUUCUUUUUGUUUUGGGAAGACUUCUGACUUUAAUUCUUUCAGUACUCACUGUUGGUUUUGGCCUUGCAAGAGCAGAGAAUCAGAAACUGGAUUUCAGUACAGGAAACUUCAACGUGUUGGCUGUUAGAAUCGCUGUUCUGGCAUCCAUUUGCAUUACCCAAGCAUUCAUGAUGUGGAAGUUCAUUAAUUUUCAGCUUCGGAGGUGGAGGGAACACUCUACUUUUCAGGCACCACCUGUGAGGAAGAAACCGACAGUGACUAAAGGCAGGUCUUCUAGAAAAGGAACAGUGCUGGGGAUCAAGCCCAGGGCCAAGAGUAUGCUAGCUAAAAAUGGUGUAAAUGGAACAGUAACAUCAAAUGGAGCAGACUCUCCCCGCAAUAGAAAAGAGAAAUCUUCAUAAUGAAUUAUAAACUAGUUGAUCACUGUCCCCAAAGAAAUCUGCUUUUUACUAUAUCUUUCAGCACUAGAAAUUUUUUUGUUCUUGAAAAUACAGUUUGUGCUUUGAUUCUU